Molecule: messenger RNA, 711 nt
Organism: Arachis stenosperma
Lineage: Eukaryota; Viridiplantae; Streptophyta; Magnoliopsida; Fabales; Fabaceae
Product: F-box/kelch-repeat protein At3g23880-like
Exons: 1
Coding region: 1-711 (236 amino acids)
Molecular function (GO): protein binding
Source: RefSeq, a predicted model, not a curated record
AUGCCGACUGACCAUAAUGAUGCGGCCAGAGAGACAGAACUGGUCAGUUGCCCCACAGCAAGAACGCUGCAGCUGGCAGAGCUUUCGGAAGAGAUGAUAAUGGAAAUCUUGCUGAGGCUUCCGGCAAGGACGCUUGUUUCCUUAAGGAGUGUGUGCAGGUCCUGGAGAAACUUAAUUUCCUCCCCUGACUUCACUCGCAACCACCUUCGUCGUUCAUGCUUACACGACCCAAGCCUGACUCCGCUACGAAUUGUUUGUUACAACAGUUGGCACUUCAGAUCCAGUGGUGUUAGAUACCACGGUAUUGGAGUUGUCUCCUUACAGUCAAUAAUGGACAAUCCUUCUGAAGCUACUAAAGUCGAUUACUUCAGGGGACAACGCAACUACAGAAUUGUUGGUUCCUGCCAUGGAUUGUUAUGCUUUUUUGAUGAUCAUGACUACCAGACCACGCAUGGCAUCUUGUGGAACCCCUGUACCGGAUUCACAUUCCAAUCACCCCAAAUCAGCGGUCAAACCUUCUCUUCUGGCUUUGGUUAUGAUCAUCUCAGUGACAGCUACAAGCUUUUUGGAAUUAUAAGGAAGAAAGGGCCAUCUGGUGUUGAAUAUAGUACCAGAAUUUAUACAUUUGGAUCAACUUCGUCGUGGAGAAGAAUUGAUGAUAGCCCAUUUGACCUACUUGGUAUCCCAACUAACCACUUUUGUUUUUUUUGA